CUGGUUUCCAUAUAGCCGUAAGGCUGCCUGCGACUGCCUGCGACUGCCUGCGACUGCUUUCUGCCAUCUUCCAUCUUCCACCCUUACAGUAGCGCCGGCAAAUGGAAACGUUCUGUUUUCAAUUGCCUGCGGUAUCGGUAACUAUGCCGGUAACUAGGUAAAGUUUGAGCGGGAAAAACUGGCGGGCAAAAUUCAACAACAAAGCCCUGUUUCAAUUGGUUCUUGCACAUCACAUGAUCCGUUUGAACAAAAGAAUGCCGCAGGCAGCCGCAGGCAAGGCGCUGCCGUAAGAGCCGGGAAAAGUUGAACUCGUUCAACUUUCUCCCGGCUCUCCCGGCAGUCUUACGGCACUUCAAACAGCUGCCUGCGGUACCGUUAGAAAGCGUUUCCAUAAAGAAUUAUCUGCCGGCGAUACCGUAGGGAUGGAAGAUGGAAGAUGGCAGAAAGCAGUCGCAGGCAGCCGCAGGCAUCCUUACGGCUAUAUGGAAACCAGGCUUAAGUAAAAGAACAGGAAGCUAACCAAAUACGGCGUCAUGUUAUUCGUGCCUCAAGGGUUAUACAAAUUUUUAUGCAGAAGUGAUGCAAGGACAAGCCAACGUCAAACCUUGGUUGGGACCCCUAAAUUGACGCAAUAUGAUUGGAAGCAUAACGCUUGUAAUAUUAUAAAACGAUCAAGCUGAUGUACUAUAUAGAUUAUACGUGAAAAUGCAUUAUAUUAUUUAUCGAUUCAUAUAUGCAAAAUUCGUUAUUUGUUCCAUCGCACAUGUGGUAUUCAUUCAAUCAGAUAUCGGGACACCAGUUAUUGCAUCAUAUAUCUCACUUUCAUGAAUACAAUUUUUUGCGUAUUUGUGCGCAAUAUUAAAUGGCAGAUGCAACUAGUAAAAUGGAAUUGCCGGUACUUGAAUAGUAGCUUGCGUGACGACUCUGUUGACAAAAUUGAAAAAAGGAGAGAAAGUAGAGUCUGCGAAGCUGAUCCGAUUUUCUUGUUCACAGGUUUCUAAAAUUCAAGUAACCGAAUUUGAUUGGUUGGGUGGAUUUCAAUUGUUUUUUCAGUUUUUAAAUUGGCGCCUUCGAUCAGAAGUACAAAUGAAUGGUAUCAGGAUAAUAGAAUAGGUCUGUUUGUUCUUUUGAACAACUAAAAUUAAAGAAAAGCAUUGCACGCUAAUGGAGUUGUUGUUCUAGUGCUUAGAAUAAAAUGUUGAUUUGGCCAUUCAAUUUCCAUGGCCAUUCAAUUUCCCAUUGAUUGGACUAUACAAUAGAUCUAUCGUUAAGUGUCAAAUCGGCAACGUAAAUGUGAUUCCCCAAUCAUAUCACGCCACAGAGGUAACCCUAAACGGUGCACUGACAGAACGUUGUGCUUCUAGAACUGAGGUUGGAUAGAGAUACCAAGAAGAUUCCAAUAUUCUGCUCAGUUGCCGAAGGAAAGAAACCCGAAGGAAAGAAACCCAAAGGAAAGAGCAAGCGGUAACAAAAAUCGCGGUUAUUAACAACUUUAAAGAUGGAUCAAAGAACAGCAAACGAGUUGAAAGAAUCAGCAGCGAAUUUGACCAUGCAUGGAUUCGGAAGAUUGCUGUCGACCAAAUCAAAGGCAAUGCGAUGCAUCUGGCUGUUGCUAAUGCUUUUCUUUGUAUCGCUUGUAAUUUUGACAGUGACGCCAACAGUACGGAGAUACUUCAAAAGCCCGUCUUUAACAAAAGUAGAAACUGUUAGGGUAUCUGAAAUGAAAAUGCCAGCCAUAACUGUAUGCGGACCAAGCUUUAGUAAAGCUAAAGUCACAAAUUUUGCAAAGGAGAAAAACCUAACCGUCAAAUAUAACCGGAUUGGACUUAUAGACAACAUCGAUGACAUAUUAGGGAGAGCCUCCUCUCUAGAAGAUCUAGCAUUUGAUAACAACACCAUGUUUAUUAUCAACCCUGACGAAAAUGACAUUGCCAUCGAAAGAGUGCUUGUGGCCAACCAAGGUUACUGCUACAAAGUAAAUGCGAAUGGAUCUUUCGUACAACGCUCGACUGAUAUCGAGAAAUUUCUUUUCAUAGGAUUGUUCCUAAAUAUAUCAGAUGGAGUAUAUUUACGCAGGUCUACAACGGACUCCGUUGAAGUGAACAUACAAGAUCACAGACAACUUCCAUCACGGGAUUCUGGGACGGUUCUUGCUCCAGUAGGUCAUCUGACCUCUAUUGAAAUUAAAAAAACUGAAAUUAAGAGGCUAAAACCUCCGUACCCAUCAAAAUGCACAAAUGGCGAAAACUUGAGACUGCUUUUCAAAGGUGACUAUUCGAUUAGCAAUUGCCGACUGUCUUGUUUCCUUAUCCAAGUUUCACAAAAAUGUUCUCGUAUCCACUUUUUUGAUAGCAUCCUUUUACCAAAGGCGAUGAGAAAGCCGCUCGCAAGAAAUGAAAGCGAAUUAUCAUGCACUUAUUCAAUUCACGAAAGCCUCUAUAAUUCGAAUUACGCUUCCUGCAACUGUGAACUACCGUGUACAGAAACAAGAUACAAUAAAUAUUCAUCAUCUGCAAAGCUAACAUCUUCUGAUCCAAGUAUCCAUAAGCACAUCGUGGCUAUUAACGUCUUCUUUGGGGGUAUGGAGUAUGAGAAAAUAACUGAACUUAAAAUGUAUACUACUGAAAGGUUCGUUGGAGAAAUUGGAGGCCAGAUGGGAAUAUGGAUUGGUGCAUCAAUUUUUUCUUUAUUUGAGCUGAUUUAUUUGUUCGUCCAGUUUGCGGGUGUUUUGUGCCGGAAGAAGAGAAGGAAAUCUUCUAACCUCGAUAAAGGGAUGUCAAAAGAAGCGAAUGAUUCUGUUUUAUGAGGUCGUCA
Molecule: messenger RNA, 2814 nt
Organism: Rhopilema esculentum
Lineage: Eukaryota; Metazoa; Cnidaria; Scyphozoa; Rhizostomeae; Rhizostomatidae
Source: RefSeq, a predicted model, not a curated record